AUGCCACGCCACCUUUCGUCGUCACUGUUACAAAAGUCGUUAACUCCGGGGGCUGCACGGCUGCUUCCCCAGAACCUGAUCCCCCAGCGGCGACCAGCUCCUGGGCGGAUGACAUAUCGCGGACCGCUGCUUGCCGAACUGGACCGCGUGCGCGACACGUGCACGACAGAAGCAACCUCCAGUGGUGUUGUUGAGGAGUCUAUGGUCUCCAAUGGUGCGUUUGAUGCAGUGAGACCGGCGGCGCUGGGCUCAACGUCAUCUGUCGCCGACGAGUACCUUGUACCAACGCCUCGUGCAACGAAAUUAAAGAAGGCUGCUAUGGCAGCAAGUCGAACACCGACCUUUGUGUUGCCCAACUCACGCAGCGCUACCGAUGGAGAGGGGGGUGCCCGGCAAGCAAAUGAUGAGCGCGACGGCACCAAUAGUUCGCCUCAACUCUUCUCAAUUGAGUCUUACGAGACUCAACAAAGAGCACUUCGAAACAUUUUCAACGAAGCUGGUCGACACUGCGUCCGCCUACGGAAAGACAGCAAGUGGUUGCUGGAAGAGAGGCGCGCAUUCCGACAAUCUCAUCAGCGUGCUCCCACCACAAAAGAGGUGUCGCCACAUGUUGACGUCGCGCUGGCUCCAGUAGGAGCACUGAAACUAUCGAAGUACCUGUCUCCAUGUUCAGCCAGUCGUGAGGUAGUGGAACAUAGCCUUCUGUUGCAUCGUACCGUAACUAAAAGUAAGCUAGUGCAAAGUAGCGAAAAGACUCUCUUCCGCUGUCUUCGGUGUUUUCAUGUCUAUGCGGCCCGACCGCGCACGCUUUUACGUGGCGAGGUCGCUCAGAGCUGGCUUGAAUACGAAGCGGAAGCGGCGAAGGAGGAGAGGGCAAGGCAACUAGCCCGGAGACCACAUCUGCGCAAGAAAAAAUACAGCAUAGGACGUCAACGCGCUUCAUUGGCCAACGACCCGCGGUGUUGCCCACUUUGUCGCAGUACCAAGGCACAGUGGAUGAUGGAAUACGUCCACCACCACACCCACGGCUGA
Messenger RNA from Trypanosoma brucei brucei TREU927, 1032 nucleotides. RefSeq lists its product as hypothetical. Bases 1 to 1032 code for a protein of 343 amino acids. The record is from RefSeq and is a predicted model, not a curated record. Lineage: Eukaryota; Euglenozoa; Kinetoplastea; Trypanosomatida; Trypanosomatidae. The transcript has a single exon.